This is a messenger RNA of Lipotes vexillifer (Yangtze River dolphin), 2166 nucleotides long. RefSeq names its product NCK interacting protein with SH3 domain (gene NCKIPSD). The transcript is spliced from 14 exons. NCBI's taxonomy places the organism in Eukaryota, Metazoa, Chordata, Mammalia, Artiodactyla, Lipotidae. The record is from RefSeq and is a predicted model, not a curated record. Gene Ontology annotation, molecular function: protein binding; Arp2/3 complex binding. Gene Ontology annotation, biological process: endocytosis. Bases 1 to 2166 code for a protein of 721 amino acids.
AUGUACCGCGCGCUGUACGCGUUCCGCUCGGCGGAGCCCAACGCGCUGGCUUUCGCCGCGGGCGAGACAUUCCUGGUUCUGGAGCGCAGCAGCGCGCACUGGUGGCUGGCGGCGCGGGCGCGCAGUGGCGAGACGGGCUACGUGCCGCCCGCCUACCUGCGCCGCCUGCAGGGCCUGGAGCAGGAUGUCCUCCAAGCCAUUGACAGGGCCAUUGAGGCUGUGCACAAUGCAGCCAUGCGGGAUGGUGGCAAGUACAGCCUGGAGCAGCGCGGGAUCCUCCAGAAGCUGAUCCACCACCGGAAAGAGACCCUGUCCCGCAGAGGCCCCUCAGCCCCCAACCCUGCAGCUAUGACCCCGUCCACCAGUGACCACCACCUGGAUGCUGCUGCUGCCAGGCAGCCCAAUGGGGUGUGUAGAGCUGGAUUCGAGCGGCAGCACAGCCUGCCCAGUUCUGAGUAUCUUGGGGCAGAUGGAGGCCUCUACCAGAUCCCACUUCUGUCCUCCCAGAUCCCACCACAGCCUCGCCGAGCAGCACCCGCCACGCCACCCCCACCUGUGAAGCGCCGAGACCGCGAGGCCUUAGUGGCCUCGGGGAGUGGCGGCUGCAACACCACACCCUCUGGGGGCAGUUCUGUGUCCAGCGGCUCCUCUGUCAGCAGCACCUCCCUUGACACACUCUAUACCGGCUCCAGCUCAUCGGAGCCAGGCCCCAGCUGCUCACCCACGCCCCCACCUGUGCCCCGCCGAGGCACGCAUACCACUGUGUCCCAAGCUCAGCCCCCUCCCUCCAAGGUGCUAAACUCGGAGCCCCCUACAGAGGAGGUAGCAGUUGAUACAGCCCCAGCCCCUGAUGAGCUGGAAGCCCUGGGUGCACUGAGCCUGGGGACCACAGAAGAGAAGGCGCUGGCUGAGACUGCUGUGCCCAGGACCAUUGGGGCAGAGCUGAUGGAGCUCGUGCGGAGGAACACCGGCCUGAGCCACGAGCUGUGCCGAGUGGCCAUUGGCGUCGUGGUGGGUCACAUCCAGGCCUCAGUGCCGGCCAGCUCACCUAUCAUGGAGCAGGUCCUCCUCUCACUGGUAGAGGGCAAGGACCUGAGCACUGCCCUGCCCUCAGGGCAGGUCUGCCACGACCAGCAGCGGCUGGAGGUGAUCUUUGCAGACCUGGCCCGGCGGAAGGAUGACGCACAGCAGCGCAGCUGGGCCCUGUAUGAGGACGAGGGUGUCAUCCGCUGCUACCUGGAGGAGCUGCUGCACAUUCUGACGGAUGCAGACCCUGAAGUUUGCAAGAAAAUGUGCAAGAGGAAUGAGUUCGAGUCUGUCCUGGCCUUGGUGGCCUAUUACCAAAUGGAGCACCGGGUGUCGCUGCGGCUGCUGCUCCUCAAAUGCUUCGGUGCCAUGUGCAGCCUGGACGCAGCCAUCAUCUCCACACUAGUGUCAUCUGUGCUGCCUGUGGAGCUGGCGCGGGACAUGCAGACAGACACGCAGGACCAUCAGAAACUCUGUUACUCCGCCCUCAUUCUGGCCAUGGUCUUCUCCAUGGGGGAGGCAGUGCCCUAUGCACACUAUGAGCACUUGGGCACACCCUUCGCCCAGUUCCUGCUGAGCAUUGUUGAGGACGGGCUGCCCUUGGACACCACCGAGCAACUGCCGGAUCUCUGCAUGAAUCUACUUCUGGCUCUCAAUUUGCACCUACCAGCCCCUGACCAGAACUUCAUCAUGGCCGCUCUGAGCAAACACGCCAAUGUCAAGGUCUUCUCCGAGAAGCUACUGUUGCUCCUGAACAGAGGGGAUGACCCCGUGCGCAUCUUUAAGCAUGAACCUCAGCCGCCACACUCCGUCCUCAAGUUCCUGCAGGACGUGUUCGCCAGCCCCGCCACAGCUGCCAUCUUCUACCACACGGAUAUGAUGGCGCUCAUCGACAUCACCGUGCGGCACAUCGCGGACCUGUCCCCUGGAGAUAAGCUUCGCAUGGAGUACCUCUCCCUGAUGCACGCUGUGAUCCGCUCCACACCCUACCUACAGCACCGCCACCGGCUUCCCGACCUGCAGGCCACACUGCGACGCAUCCUAACCGAGGAGGAAGCCUCGCCCCAGUGUCAGAUGGACCGCAUGAUUGUCCAAGAGAUGUGCAAGGAAUUCCCGGUGCUGGGCGAGGCCCCCAGCUAG